AUGCCUUGCCACGCCGUUCGUAUAUGGAAAUUUAGUGACGUAGUGGGUGCAUUUCUUGAUCUUUCCAUUGCCUUCCUUCUCCUUUACGCAUCAACUCUUGCUUAUUUCGCCUCCAAAUUUCUAGCCUUGUUUGGACUGAACUUACCUUGCCCUUACAAUAGCUUCUUUGCAAUUCCUGACAAUACCGACAAUAACUGCCUGCAAAGACGAUUAGUUGAUCACGCUUCACAGAAAAUUUUCUCUGUUCGAUCAUCUGUGAAAAGCAAGUUCCCUUUCGGUUCGAUAGGGAACGAUUUGCAGUGGAAUUCCAACAAGGGAACUGACACACAUGAGGGUUUUGGAUCGGAGGGUGAGGUCUCAAGUGUAUCUUCUAUAGAGCGGAGGACAGACAAUGUAACAGGAGCAGAUUUGGCUGAGAUGAAAGACAAAAGUUUUGUGAUGGGUGCAAUGAACUUGCCGGAUGUGAAAGAAGGGAGAUAUGAGUCGAAAGGGAAGUGGAUUACUCGCCACAGAUCAAGAAGUGGCCUCAGACGCCGCAGAAAAGUCUCUUUUCAUCGCAAUGGCCGGAAGAUACCCUGGGUUUCAUCGUAUAAAUCAUUAUGGUCGAAUGCAGAAACUCCAAAAUCAGCUCCUGCAAGAAUCAGUAAAUUAGAGGAUGAAGACGGUAAGCGUCCUGCUAACUUUGAAGGCGAAUCAGGUGAUGGCUUUUGUUUGUUGGCUUACAAGGUGCUUGACAAUUCUCAUUCCUGUAAUGUGAAUUCUUGCGACAUUUUGGAUGUAAAGGAAACCUCGGUGCACAUUGGUUCGAAGAGAAAGUUUUCCCAUGGUUUUGAAUUAAAUGAAUCUGUAGAUGAGAAUGAACCCACACAAGAAAAUCCAUCAACUGCUGAUGAGUUCAAUUCACAUUUGGAUCAAGGUUCAGAUUCCAAUGCAAAGAGUAUAAUAAGACUCUUGACACAAGCACUGGAAGAAGAUCAUUCUGCUAGGGCUGUCCUUUACAUUGAACUAGAGAAAGAGAGAAGUGCUGCUGCUACUGCUGCAGAUGAGGCCAUGUCGAUGAUAUUGCGUCUACAAGAGGAGAAAGCAUCGAUACAAAUGGAAGCAAUACAAUGCCAGAGGAUCAUGGAAGAGAAAUGUGCAUAUGAUGCUGAAGAAAUGAGCGUUCUCAAAGAGAUUAUAGCAAGGAGAGAGAAGGAAAAAUAUUACCUGGAGAAGGAAGUUGAAGCCUACAGGCAAAUGAUAUCUGGGAAUGAGCAGUUGGAUGCUGAAAUUUAUGGAAUAGCAGCUACGAAGGGGGAAAUAAUAUUCAAGCAACGAAGAUUCAUUGCUGAUGCGGCCACAGCCGAUUAG
Messenger RNA from Manihot esculenta (cassava), 1350 nucleotides. Its product is annotated as myosin-binding protein 3. Lineage: Eukaryota; Viridiplantae; Streptophyta; Magnoliopsida; Malpighiales; Euphorbiaceae. The transcript is spliced from 2 exons. The coding region runs from base 1 to 1350 and encodes 449 amino acids. Gene Ontology annotation, molecular function: myosin binding. The record is from RefSeq and is a predicted model, not a curated record.